Molecule: messenger RNA, 793 nt
Organism: Exophiala oligosperma
Lineage: Eukaryota; Fungi; Ascomycota; Eurotiomycetes; Chaetothyriales; Herpotrichiellaceae
Exons: 2
Coding region: 212-724 (170 amino acids)
Molecular function (GO): carbon-sulfur lyase activity
Source: RefSeq, a predicted model, not a curated record
CCCUGCGUGACAUCAUGCUAUAGAAUGUCUGGCUCUUCGCUAGCAGGGGUAGAAGUAUAAAGAGGGAUGGACCUUCACAUUUCCAGGAUAUGUUUUCUUCUUCUAUCCAUCAUCAACCUCUUUCAGAACUACUACUUCAAGUCUAAAAAGGCUACCUAACAACCUACACAUAUAAAGACAACUCUUGGUUCCCAAAACCAAACCAAACACAAUGGCAGCAACACACGACAAUUCCAAGCCCUUCUUCCCUCUGGCCGGCGUAGCGAUGGAUGGUUGGUCCACCGAAGACAAAGCAACAGCGACUUGUUUCUGCGGUGCUGUUCAACUUGCAUUCCCGAUUCAAGGACCAGGACUGGUCAACACUUUUGUCUGCAACUGUUACGACUGCCGUAAAGUCACUGCGUCCAUGUUCGCGUCCAACUUUACCGUCCAGGACAAACACAUCGAACACGUCCGCGGGAAAGAGAACCUCAAAUCCUGGGGUCAGGACAAGACCCCCAGCUCGGGCAAGAAGAUGACAAACUAUUUCUGUUCAACCUGCGGUGGACUCAUGUAUCGCAAAGGAGACGCCUACCCGGACGUCAGUUUCCUGAGGAUUGGCUCGGUGGACGAUUUCAGUCUGCACGAGACAAAGUUGAGGCCUCAGUUGGAAUACUUUGUCAAGGACCGUGCUAGCUGGGUUCAUGGAGUCGACGGGGCCAAGAAGUUUGAUUCAAUGUCAUGAAAGCAGAAGAGAGCAAGAGAAGGCCAUCGUCGCCGUCUCAUGCCUGGCUCAUCAACGUCAAGAUUAUAG